Leguminivora glycinivorella is the source of this 790-nucleotide messenger RNA. Its product is annotated as glycine-rich cell wall structural protein-like. Bases 323 to 751 code for a protein of 142 amino acids. The record is from RefSeq and is a predicted model, not a curated record. The transcript has 2 exons. Lineage: Eukaryota; Metazoa; Arthropoda; Insecta; Lepidoptera; Tortricidae.
UUAGGUUAUUUUUAUUUGAAAAAAAGUUUUUCACUUAUGGUUUACUGUACUCAACUUAUUUACAACAACUUGCAUGCAAGUCUUCUCCAACUCUGUUUAUCCAUUUAACAUUUCAGUGGUUGGAAUGGGGACGACGGCGCUUCGCAGACAAAUCGCGUCAAAAAUUGACCAUGGCCACGAUACCCUAAAACUAAUCCGAAGCAAAGCAUAGUUACCAAUUAAAUAAGCAUCAAAAUAUUCAAGAGCCUGGGAAAUAACCUGAUCGUAACGUAUAAAGAUGUAUAAAAAGGACCGAGUUGCUUAGAAACAGUGAUUAUCCAAUAUGAAGCUCCUGCUGGUGUUACUCGUGGUGUUUGCAUUGACUAUCUGUCUUUGCGAGAGUGCUGCCCUGGAUUCAGAUCCGGCAAUUAGGGAAAAACGCGGUUUUAAACAUGGUUACGGCGGCUAUGGCGGUGGAAAGAAAAUAGUCAUCAUCAAAAGUUAUGGGGGUGGAUACGGUGGACAUGGGGGACAUGGCCGUGGGCACGGCGGCGGCUACGGCGGCGGCGGCGGCUACGGAGGUGGCGGCGGCUACGGAGGUGGCGGCGGUUUCGGGGGUGGUUACGGCGGCGGCGGCGGUUACGGAGGAGGCGGUGGUUUUGGCGGCGGCGGUGGAGGCGGCGGCGGUGGAGGCGGCGGCGGUUUCGGGGGCGGCGGCGGUUACGGAGGCGGAUUUGGAUAUGGAGGUGGUGGUGGAUAUGGAAAGAAGUAAACAGGCUGACAUGGAAAUUAGCAAGUUUGUGAAAUAACA